GUCUCCUCCGUCUAGUCACCUCCAGUGGCACUCGGCUGCCCUGUUCCAGCCGUUCCUCUCAUGAUGACCACAGCACUCCCCAAGACCCUGACCCAGCUCUGAGCCCUGGGACCCUCGGUCUCUUCCCUGGGCCAUGGCCAACUCAGGCCUCCAGCUCCUGGGCUACUUCCUGGCCCUAGGUGGCUGGGUGGGCAUCAUCGCCAGCACGGCCCUGCCGCAGUGGAAGCAGUCCUCCUACGCAGGCGAUGCCAUCAUCACCGCAGUGGGCCUCUACGAAGGGCUGUGGAUGUCUUGUGCCUCCCAGAGCACGGGUCAGGUGCAGUGCAAACUCUAUGACUCGCUUCUGGCCCUGGACGGUCACAUCCAAUCAGCACGAGCCCUGAUGGUGGUGGCUGUGCUCCUGGGCUUCGUGGCCAUGGUGCUCAGCGUUGUGGGCAUGAAGUGUACGAGAGUUGGAGACAGCAACCCCAUCACCAAGGACCGCGUGGCCAUCUCUGGGGGUGCGCUUUUCCUCUUGGCUGGCCUCUGCACUCUGACUGCUGUCUCAUGGUAUGCUACCCUGGUGACCCAGGAGUUCUUCAACCCCAGCACACCUGUCAAUGCCAGGUAUGAAUUUGGCCCAGCUCUCUUUGUUGGCUGGGCCUCCGCUGGCCUGGCAAUGCUGGGUGGCUCCUUCCUGUGCUGCACAUGCCCAGAGCCUGAGAGAGCCAACAGCAGCCCACAGCCCUAUCGUCCAGGACCCUCAACUGCUGCCCGAGAACCCGUUGUUAAAUUGCCCGCCUCCAUCAAGGGCCCCCUGGGUGUAUAAUGUCCAGGUCCCCAGCGCAGGCCCUGCCCCCACUGCCACAUCUAGACUGUGUGUUUGCUAUCUUUUGGAAAGAGAUGUGAAUAUUUAGCCCCAA
Messenger RNA from Nannospalax galili (Upper Galilee mountains blind mole rat), 902 nucleotides. RefSeq names its product claudin 19 (gene Cldn19). The transcript has 5 exons. Gene Ontology annotation, molecular function: structural molecule activity. The record is from RefSeq and is a predicted model, not a curated record. Gene Ontology annotation, cellular component: plasma membrane; bicellular tight junction. Bases 134 to 808 code for a protein of 224 amino acids. Gene Ontology annotation, biological process: bicellular tight junction assembly; cell adhesion. NCBI's taxonomy places the organism in Eukaryota, Metazoa, Chordata, Mammalia, Rodentia, Spalacidae.